AUGUUCCAGCGCAAAUCUGUCGUUGCAGGUGGUCCGGGCAGCGGGAAGGUGACACACUGCGACAACCUGAUGCAGGAGAGGCGCGGCGUCACGCACAUCAACAUGACCGACCUCCUGCAGCAGUACAGUGUCGGCAACGAAAUGCAAGACUUUGCUCAAUUAUCAAGCAAGACUGUGACGGAGGUGCUGAUGCUGGAGAUGAAGAUGGCUCCGGGAGCCAAGACUUACCUGGUGUCCGGGUACCCUCGCAGCAUGCGGGACGUCGUCGAGUACUCCAACAAGGUAUGGGCAUGGGGGCCGCGGUGGCCGCCAUGGAGGGAAUCUUAG
Messenger RNA from Frankliniella occidentalis (western flower thrips), 327 nucleotides. RefSeq lists its product as uncharacterized. Gene Ontology annotation, cellular component: nucleus; cytoplasm. Gene Ontology annotation, biological process: UDP biosynthetic process; CDP biosynthetic process. The coding region runs from base 1 to 327 and encodes 108 amino acids. Gene Ontology annotation, molecular function: ATP binding; UMP kinase activity. The record is from RefSeq and is a predicted model, not a curated record. The transcript has 2 exons. Lineage: Eukaryota; Metazoa; Arthropoda; Insecta; Thysanoptera; Thripidae.